AUGCCGCUGCUACAGCUCAGCCUGCUGGCGCUGCUGGUACUGCUGGGGGGCUCGGCGCGGGCGGCGCGGGGCCACGAACGCGGCCAGGGGCCCCCGCAGCCCUUCGAGCUGCUCUCCAACCGCGCCGUCGAGGCGUCCUCGGCAGGGGACUUUGAGGCCGCCGUGCGCUACCUGGAGCAGGCGCUGAGCAGCCGCCGCAGGCUGCGCUGCCGCCUCGAGUGCGGGGCCCGGGCGCCCCUGGGGACCGCGCGCGGCGGCGGCGGCCCGGCCUGGGAACUGCGCUUCUUGCGCGCCCUGCUGGAGCGGGCUCGCUGCGCGCACCGCUGCGAGCGGGAGGACGAGGGCAGUCGGCCCGUGGAGCGCCACGCUACCGCCGCCGCACGAGUCCUGAGCCGCAGCGCAGAGGACGUGCGCCUCGCCUUCCAGAAGAGGAUGCCCUACAGCUACCUGCAGCAGGCCUACAGUCAGACAAAUCAGAUGGAAAAAGCUGCCGAAGCUGCCUAUACUUUCCUAAUGGCCAACCCUGAACACAUGGCAGUGCCUUCUCAUGAUGAGAAUACUGAAACAGUGACAGGAGCCAAGCUGGUCGAUCGAGAAGCCCAACUCCAUCUGGAACACUACCGGGAUGCUGUAGAACAUUAUGAAGCUGAUGACUUCCAAUUGGCCAUUGAGUCCUUUGAACAAGCUUUAAAGGAAUAUUUCGUGGCUGAUAGGGAAUGCCGGCUUCUGUGUGAGUGGUCGCAGAGCUAUGGUGACCAUGACAAGCUAGCGAAAACUGACGGCUUCUAUGAAGUCAUUGCAGGUCUCUACUCCCAGCGUCUGAUCUGUGAGCAUGACUGUGUGAGGGAGCUUGCCACGUGGCCCGGGCAGCUGUCUCCCAUUGAGAACUUCCUACCUCUUCACUAUGACUACCUACAGUUCUCCUAUUAUCAAGUUGGCAACUAUGUGAAAGCCCUGGAGUGUGCCAGGGCCUACCUUCUAUUCCACCCAGAUGACGAGGAUGUGCAGGACAAUGUGAAGUACUAUGAGAGUGCGUUAGAAGAAAGCGUGGACCCCCAAACCAUCAAACCUAGGGAGGAUGCAACAAUAUUUAUGAAACGGCAUAAACUCGAAUCUGAGCUUAUCAUGUCAGCUGUGGUCAACCUAGGCAUUCCCUACACUGAACAGAAUUACUGGAUCCACGAUGGAGGACGACAGGAAGAUUCUCAGCUCCUUUCAGAGACCGACAACAGUAUGGCCGCGGCUCCCGAGCAGUCUGUGGGGAAGCAGCCUGUGCCCAGGCUGGAGCGGGACAUUCGAGAGGGGGGGCCACUGCUCUACAGCCACGUAAAGUUUGUCUACAACUCGAAACAGCUGAACGGAACCCAGCGGAUGCUGCUGGAUGAUGUCUUGUCGGAAGAGGAGUGCAGAGAGCUCCGAAGCAUGACCAGCAGAAUAAUGCUUGCUGGUAGUGGGUACCAAGGGGAAGUUUCACCCCUCACUCCCAAUGAAAAAUUUGAAGGUGCCACCAUCCUAAGAGCCCUCAAGUUUGGCUAUGAAGGCCGAGUACCCCUGAAGAGUGCACGGCUGUUCUACGACGUCAGUGAGAAGGCCCGCAAAAUCGUCCAGUCUUACUUCAUGCUGAACUCCACCCUCUAUUUCUCCUUCACUCACCUGGUUUGCCGAACGCCUCUGUCAGAUCAGCCACAAAACAGGGAUGACCUUAGCCACCCCAUCCAUGCUGACAACUGCUUCUUGGACUCAGACACCAACGAAUGCUGGAAGGAGUUUCCUUUGGCUGCAAGGGAUUACAGUGCCAUCCUCUAUAUGAAUGAAGACUUUGAAGGCGGAGAGUUCAUCUUCACCGGCAUGGAUUCCCAAACUGUGACUGCCUCCAUCAAACCAAAGUGUGGACGUAUGGUCAGCUUUUCCUCAGGCAGAGAGAACCCUCAUGGGGUGAAGGCUGUGACCAAGGGGCAGCGGUGUGCUGUGGCUCUUUGGUUCACCUUGGACCCAUUGUACAGGGAGUUGGAACGUCUUCAGGCAGAUGAAAUGAUCAGACAGUGGAACCAUGAACAGGGCAUCAACCCCAAAGAUGAACUAUGAACGUGGCCAAGAGCGUCCUAUCAAAUAUUUAUUUAAUAAUGUUAAUCUUAUUAGAACCUUUUAUUUUUGUACAGAGUCUUGGUAUAAAUUAAUGGGUUAAUAUGGGUCUCCUAAGCCUCCCUUUGGUUGUCUACAAUCUUUCAAUCUUGUGAUCAGUGCAUCUUUCAAGAGAAUCAAUCGAGCGGUCAAUCGGCAAACAUGUAUUAAGUGCCUUCCAGGUGCUGGGGAAUACUCAAAGAACCCCUGGCCUCGGGGAGCUGAUGUUACAAUCCAACAUGCAUUUAUUUUCAUUAAGUGCCUAUUCAGUGCCCAGCAUGGGGCUGCAAUGCUAGGAGUACAAAGAUAAACAUGAAAAGUCCCUACUCUCCAGAUGUGCAAAAGGAAAACCCAAACCCCUCCCAUUCAUUUGCUGAGGAUCUCAAAGCCCAAACAGGGAGGGUCCCUCCUUUCUCUGCUUGGCAGAAUUCCAAGCUUUGAAGCCCAGAGGUUUGAGGUGCUUUUAGGCAUGUUAGCUCAUAUGAACUUUACAACAACUCUAGUCCAUAGUGUGCUUACUGCCACCAUUUUACAGAUGAGGAAAGAGGCAGGGAGAGGUUAAGGGACUUGCCUAAGGUCAUACAACUAGUCAAGUGUCUGAGGCAAGAUUUGAAUGCGGGUCUUAGUCCCACACUAUCCACUGUGCUGCCUAGAUGCCAUUAGUGAAAGAAGCCACCAAGCCAUUCUAGGUUAAGGCUGAGAAGGUUCCCAAACUUCUGAGAGCCCAGACCCAGGGAGUUAUUGCUGGUAUUUACCCCACAGAACCCAGAACCUGCUCCAGGAACAUUCAUGGCAUGGCCUGGUUUCUUCUCCUGUGUAUCCCCUGUGGGGCCCAGAUUACUGGCUGGCAAUUUCCCUGAUCAUUUUCUCCAGCUUUGGGGGGGUACCUCAGUUUUGUUACUGUACAACACAUUUGUGCUUUCAUCUAAAUCUUUCAAUAAAGGGAAACUUUAUUUUAACACCA
Vombatus ursinus (common wombat) is the source of this 3085-nucleotide messenger RNA. RefSeq names its product prolyl 3-hydroxylase 2 (gene P3H2). Gene Ontology annotation, biological process: collagen metabolic process. The record is from RefSeq and is a predicted model, not a curated record. The transcript is spliced from 15 exons. The coding region runs from base 1 to 2085 and encodes 694 amino acids. NCBI's taxonomy places the organism in Eukaryota, Metazoa, Chordata, Mammalia, Diprotodontia, Vombatidae. Gene Ontology annotation, cellular component: endoplasmic reticulum. Gene Ontology annotation, molecular function: iron ion binding; procollagen-proline 3-dioxygenase activity; L-ascorbic acid binding.